ACACAAACAAAACGCAACCAUCGCCAUCACGACACUCUGACAACCACACCACACACACAAUGUCGCACUCGGGCGACGACUCGUUCUUCGCCUCGUCCAGCGGCGGCGACCUGCGGUCACCACCAGGCCACUCGCGCUCGCUCGCCGGCGCCCGCGCAGAACGGGAACGCGCGCACGCCCACGCCGCCGCACGAAGGCAGUACGGCCUCCCGCCUGCCGACCCGACCUACCGGCCACACGGGUUCAAUGUCGGCGGUGGCGGCGGCGGGGACGACAGCCUCGAGUUUGACGAGGACGACAGUGCGGAGAUGUACGCGCGCAACAGCACCCCCGUGCCGCGUGGCCGCGCCGGCCCGCUCUUCACCACUGCCAACCCAGACGCUGCGGACGUCGACGACCCAGACGAGAGCUUCCCCGACGCGAGCUUCGCCGAGGAGCCGUCGUUCGCCGGCGGGUACCCCGACGAGUCGUACGGCUCGUUCGAGGACGACCCCGAGGGCAUCGAGGUCGACGGCACCGAGGUGCCCGAGCACGAGACGACGUACGGCGAGAGCGACGGCUCGAGCGCCGCCUACGACCCCGACGACGACCCCGAGGCGUGGGCUGAGCGGCUGGAUGAGCUGGCUGGUGUGCUCGAGAUGAGCGAGGUGGAGGCGCGCGCGCUGAGGUGGGGGCCGGCCGUGGGCCGCGAGCGUGAUGCUGCCGACCUCCCGCUGGAGCAGUUCCAGGCCGUCCUGGACCACCACUUGGAGACCACGGCGUGGCGCUUCGAGCCCCGCGAAGCAGCACACCCCGUCCGCGUACUCGGCAGGGCUUGGGUCGGCACGCGCGCCGGCGAGCGCAUCAGCGUCGAGGCUGCCCAGCGCGAGGUGCAGCUCGAGAACGGGGGGUGGCGGUAGGCAGCCGUGCUGGGCGGCAAGGAUCAGACGCAUACUGGGUGGCGACGCCCAGAACCACUUCAUAUAUUCAUCCAUUACACUGUAUCAUAUGCAUGGCUCACGACUAG
Vanrija pseudolonga is the source of this 1006-nucleotide messenger RNA. RefSeq lists its product as uncharacterized. The transcript has 2 exons. The record is from RefSeq and is a predicted model, not a curated record. NCBI's taxonomy places the organism in Eukaryota, Fungi, Basidiomycota, Tremellomycetes, Trichosporonales, Trichosporonaceae. The coding region runs from base 60 to 899 and encodes 279 amino acids.